Messenger RNA from Rhinichthys klamathensis goyatoka, 2295 nucleotides. RefSeq names its product interferon-related developmental regulator 2 (gene ifrd2). NCBI's taxonomy places the organism in Eukaryota, Metazoa, Chordata, Actinopteri, Cypriniformes, Leuciscidae. The record is from RefSeq and is a predicted model, not a curated record. The transcript has 13 exons. Bases 365 to 1732 code for a protein of 455 amino acids.
CCGGGUGUGCGAGCGUUACCGAUGGGAAGAUGGUGGAAUCUGAAGCAGCAACGUGCACGAUACUCCGUCCCAAACAUUUCCAACAACAUUUACCAUCACAACCUGGUAUUAGAUAUCGGUUACCCGGGGACAACCAUAGAUAAUAUAUACUAAAACUAAGAUAGAAUUUUAAGUAUUAUUUUUAUUGCGGUGCACCUUACAUUGUGGUGCCUGAAACGUGGGGCCAAAUUGCACAUAUCACAGUAUUUUGAUAACGUUACUCUGGACAGGAUUUCUCGGCUGGAAUUGUUUAUAUACAGAUUACUGUGUACCGUGUGUUGUUCUCUAUAAUCUGUGUCAUUUGGUGUUUGGAGCGGCUGUCAGCAUGCCACGAAGCAAAAAGGGGAAACGCGGUGGGAACAGUUCGAGUAAGGGCUCACUUCGGCAGGAAGUGCUUCAGCUGCAGUUGUCAAAAACUGUCCUGUCACGUCCAGGGAGGAAUGGGGUGAGAGGCGAGUCUGGUGUGAGUGAUGAUGAUUUAGCGUCUGAUGUUCUCAGUCACUGCAGCAGCGCCAGUGAGAGCGCAUCUGUUGUAGAAGAGGGCACAGGUGAGGCAGUAGAUGAACAAACUGCUCAGGAAGAAACAGAAGACAAACUGAAGCAAUGCAUUGACAAUCUGAUGGACAAAAGUGCUAAGACCCGUCUGGCUGGAUUAGAAAGUCUGCGCUUGGCGUUUUCCUCCAGAGUCCUGUAUGAAUUCCUGUUAGAGAGACGUUUCACCAUUAGUGACUGUCUGGAGAGGAGCUUGAGGAAAGGUGGAGGAGAGGAGCAGGCGGCGGCUGCAACAGUGGGUGCUCUCUUGUGUGGGCAGCUCGGGGGUGGAGUCGAAGGUGAGGAGGGCUUCAAGAUGCUUCGCCCCAUCCUCAGCUCCAUCCUGAUUGACAGCUGUGCCAGCCUUUCAGCGCGACAGAGUUGCGCUCGAGCUCUAGGUAUUUGCUGCUAUGUCUCUGCCUCAGACGAUCCAGAGGACCUGAUAAAAUCUCUUGGACAUUUGGAGAGCGUGUUUGUGGCUGCAUAUCCCCUGGGUGAUAGCACUCUGCCCUCUGUCAAAGCUGGGACCCCUGCGCUCCACAGCGCCGCCCUACAGGCUUGGGCUCUGCUCUGCACCCUCUGCCCUGCGUCACGCAUCAACACCAUUCUCAACCACCACUUGCCACGUCUGCAUGCGUGUUUAGAAAGCAGUGAUGUGGACUUCAGGAUCGCUGUGGGAGAGACCAUUGCUCUGCUGUAUGAACUGGGCCGUGACAUCGAUCAGGAGUUCGAGUACGAGGACUGCGAUGCAUUGUGUGACAGUCUAAAGAGUCUAGCGACUGAUGGAAACAAACAUCGUGCUAAAAACGACCGCAGGAAACAGCGCUCAAUCUUCAGAGAGGUGCUGCACUACAUUGAGAAUGAAGAUUUCACAGAGGAGAAGAUCCAGUUUGGGAUUGAGGCCAUCUACAUUGAUGGCUGGAUGCGCCACAGGAUUUAUGAUGCCUUUAAGGAGGUGCUCGAGUCUGGAGUCAGACACCACCUACAAUUUAAUCCUUUGCUGAGGGAUAUUUUUGGACUUGGACCUCCUCUCAUCCUGGAUGCAUCUGUUAAAGCCAGCAGGAUCUCCCGCACAGAGAGGCAUCUGUUUAACUCUGCUGCGUUCAAAGCUCGGACUAAAUUGAGGAACAAAGUGAGGGACAAACGUGCCGAUGUGAUGUGAGGAUGAAGGCGACAAAGAGAGAGAAACACUACAUCCUUAAAAUCCCCUCAGCUCACUUGAAAUUAUAGUUUGACAUACUGCCAGGCCAGAGACUUGACAAAAUGUGCGCGCGACUGAUUGUAUGUCUGCCUGUGUGCAAGUGCGAAAGGCCGGGUGUGUGUAUGCGGUGUUUUUAUUUAACAUCACAGUGUGUGAUAGCUAGGAAUCCUGCAAUUAAACUAAACAUGAAAUAUUGUACCUUUGUAACAACCUUUUGUAAGGCUGUAUUAAGCUUUUCUGUUGAAACCUGUUUUACCACCUCAAGAGUUAUUGGGGAAGAAAUUAUUUUUAUCAUAAACACUUUUCACAAACUUUUUACCGUUCUGCAACAAAGAAAGAGGCCAAGAAAAAUGAAUUAUUUGUAGUUUUUCUAUAUGCAUUUUAUAAACGGACUAUGCUGAUGCACCUAUAUUCUCAUGAUGCAAACAAUUGAAAAUGCAUCUUGGACUGCAGGUUUCCUGAGUUAGUGUAGACGUUUUGUUAAACCUUUCUCACUGCCACUAAAUCAUCUGUUUUACAUCAUA